Molecule: messenger RNA, 1029 nt
Organism: Girardinichthys multiradiatus
Lineage: Eukaryota; Metazoa; Chordata; Actinopteri; Cyprinodontiformes; Goodeidae
Product: transmembrane immune signaling adaptor TYROBP
Exons: 5
Coding region: 200-526 (108 amino acids)
Biological process (GO): neutrophil activation involved in immune response; positive regulation of natural killer cell activation; positive regulation of microglial cell mediated cytotoxicity
Cellular component (GO): cell surface
Molecular function (GO): signaling receptor binding
Source: RefSeq, a predicted model, not a curated record
UCUUCGUGCUCCUCCUUCUUUUACAGACUCUCGGUUUACUAAAAAACCUCCACCCUGGUAAUAAUACUGGCCGUGGAGACUGGAAUCCUCCGCACUCGGAUCCCCAGCAUCUUUUUUAGGGUCACCACAAAGCAGCCUUUUAACAAAGCACAAAACAACUGCUGGUCUUUGGAUUCUCACUUCCCCCUCAACUGCGAAGAUGCCUGAUGCUCUGUGUAUUGUGGGCUCCAUGUUUGGCUCAGAGGAAGGACAGCAAGAAUGUGGCCCCUGCUACCUGAUAAACAUGGGCUCUGUGUUUGGUAUUAUUGCUUCCGACAUUAUCUUGACCGUCUUCCUCAUCAUCUCUGUGUUCUGCUUCGCAAGUCGCCGCAGGAGAAGAAGGGAGCAGGAGUCUCAUGAUGGUAGAAGAAAUCUGCCUUCAUCUGCUUCAAAGAAAAUGACACCAGAAGUCACGGAGUCUCCAUACCAGGAAUUACAUGGAGUCCAGUCAGAUAUCUACAAUGAGCUCCGACACUUUAAGAAAUGACAGGAUGUGGAAAGCUGUAAAAAUUCCCAACAUUAAUGUCUGCAACUAACUUUAAAAUGUGUAAAAUAACUGUGUCUAAUAAUCCUUUGUAUACAUCUUGCUUUGUAACUUUUAAUUCAGCAUAAUUCUAAUGAUAAACUGUGCAGUACCUGAAUGUUUUUUUAUGUAGAUGAUUUAUAUUGUGCUCAAUGAGAAUGUAAAGUUAAGCGUGACAUUCAGUGCAUGUUGCGUUUGUACAAUUUGUUGUAUUUAACAAUGAGUAAAGCCCAACUUUACAAUCAAUGUUUAGCCUCAGACAAACUGGUGAAAAUCGUGAAAAACUCAUAUUAUUUACCUUGAUUACGUUUUCCUUACAUCGGCUUUUAUUACAAGCAGCCUGUUCUUGCUUUACACCCAAUACAAGAUCCAAUGAAAAUCUCAUAUAUCUUCACAUGAUCAAAAUACAAAAACUGGAUGCAAUGCUUCUAUUUGGAGGUAAUAAAAAAUCCCUAGCAUUAUCUGUA